Messenger RNA from Vicia villosa (hairy vetch), 492 nucleotides. Its product is annotated as putative F-box protein At3g16210. Lineage: Eukaryota; Viridiplantae; Streptophyta; Magnoliopsida; Fabales; Fabaceae. The transcript has a single exon. The record is from RefSeq and is a predicted model, not a curated record. Bases 1 to 492 code for a protein of 163 amino acids.
AUGGGAUUUUAUGAUGGAAUCCUUUGUUUAGUUGUCAAUCUAUUCUCAAUUAUUUUAUGGAACUCUUCCAUUCAAAAGUUCAAAAGGUUACCAUCUUUGAAAAGUCCAUUUCAAAGAGGUAGAAGUGUUAAUGUGGAGUAUGAUUUUGGAUAUGAUACAUCAAUUGAUAUUUAUAAGUUGGUUGUUAUUUUUACUAAUGCUAGUGUUAAAAAAACUAAAAUUAAGGUUCAUGUUUUGGGUACUAAUUCUUGGAGAAUGAUUCAACGGGAUAUUCCUGUUCCGGCUAUUGAAUCAUUGUGUUUUGUGAGUGACAUGUUUAAUUGGUUGGAUGAUACCGAUUAUAAUAUUAUAUCUUUUGAUUUGAAUAAUGAAUCAUAUAACAAGUUUAUGCUGCCAAAUUAUGGAGAUGAAAAUAUAGCUAGUGUGGUUUUGGAUGUAUUGAAGAGUUGUUUGUGUAUCAUAGCUCGAAGAAAUGAUUUUUGUGAUGUUUGA